Molecule: messenger RNA, 1647 nt
Organism: Dujonia railenensis
Lineage: Eukaryota; Fungi; Ascomycota; Pichiomycetes; Serinales; Debaryomycetaceae
Source: the annotation of a GenBank genome assembly
AUGGAUAAUCGUAGAGUUAUUCAUUCCUACCGUGAGAAGCAGGCUGCUUCAACUUCCUCUACUCCUUAUUCUCGACCUACCAGUGGAUUAUUUUCAAAGGUGAAGCAAUACUUUGCACCUGCCUCGUUGUGGUCUAAUGAAGAGCAGCAGGAGCAAUCUCAAACGAUGUCCCACUCUCAGUCACAAUCGCAUACACAACCACCAAGUCAAGCCAGUUCAGUACUGCCUUUCAAAUUUCCUGAGCCAGAGCUUAAAACUCCUCUUAAGAAAAACUCGAAAGAUGUAACAAAGACACCAAACCACGUUCUUUCUACAUUCUUCCAAUCGAAAGGCGAUAGACCAUUGACAGACGUAGAGUACGAAGGAGUAGUAGCAUUAUUAAGUAAAUCUCAUCAGAAUACUCCUACAACAGUGAAAAAUUCUCAAAAUAACCAGCAAAGACAAUCCCAAACUCCUUCUCAAAGAUUCACGUCGCAGGAUGACAUCAAAGUUGGUUCAAAUAAUAAGAGAGGUAGCCAUGGAGGUGCUGCUGCCAAUUCUUCCAACCUUUUCAUCACUCCAUAUAACCAAAAAGUCUUAAAGAAUGACUCUUCUAUAUUCUCAACUCCAGAAUACAAACCUAUAUAUCAUUCAGUAAAUGAAAAUUCCUUUAGUCAAGGGAGAGGAGCAGGAAUGUCUUCCAUACCAUCAGUGAAGAGAGUGUAUCAAUUUUCAGGAUUACCUUCGCCAUACAGAACUAGAAUUAGAACUCCGAAUUUAUCUGCGAAGAAGAAGAAUAUUAGCAAAAGUAAUGCUUCAUUUGCAAGUAAUGGAACAUUUAACUCAAGCUUAUCCAAUACAAUUACUGCCCCCCCAACAAGCUCCAUCGACAACAAGCCACUUAGCAACACUGCUAAUGCGUUAUUGACUAUAUUGGACGGUGGAGAUGAAUCAAACGAAGCCAGCAUAAAAGCAUUUACGAGCCCGUUUGCGAGACAAAAAAGAGUAAACAAAGACAGAGAAAUGGAAUCUACCCCAGUGAAGAAAAGAUUAACUGCAGCUGACAUAGGGAAGACAAUAUCAUUUGAUCAAUCAGAAAAGUUACCUGAAUUAGAAAAAGUUGUUGAAAAAGAAGAAAAAUUAGAGGAAAAGCCAGCCAAUUUGAAAAAUGGUAUAGCGAAAGAGGAAACUACGAAACAUACAUUUGCAUUCCCAAAUUCAUCAACUAAGCCGCUCCACAACGACUCUUCGACUAAAACCAACUUGUCUACUUCUACUGAUACUACUGCUGCUAGUACUUUUACUUUUGGCCGCACUACUGGUGAAACUACUUCAGAUAAUACGCCAUUUCCAACAACUACCGAAGGAGAAAAACCAACAAUUCAUAAAACCACAAGCAAUUCUCUAUUUGGUGAUAGUGAGAAAACAUCUGUUCAAAUCCCAAAGUUACCUAUAUCAAAUGGUAGUAAUGGUAGCUCGUUUUCGUUUGGUGCUGCGAAGCAACCACUUACGGAUAACAAACCAACUUCACUAUUCGGCAGUAACUCGAACACCUUAAAUAUUAAACAAACUGCUGGCUUUGAAUUCAAACUUCCAGAAUUAAAACAGCAGCAAGUAGUUCUUGACCAAAAGAAAGUUGAGUCAUUCAAAUCAUUAUUUGAAUUUUGA